Messenger RNA from Auxenochlorella protothecoides, 426 nucleotides. RefSeq lists its product as hypothetical. NCBI's taxonomy places the organism in Eukaryota, Viridiplantae, Chlorophyta, Trebouxiophyceae, Chlorellales, Chlorellaceae. Bases 1 to 426 code for a protein of 141 amino acids. The transcript has 4 exons. The record is from RefSeq and is a predicted model, not a curated record.
AUGGGCAUGGACUCGUGGUUGACGGGCCUGGCGCUGAGCAGCGCCCUGCAGUUUGCCAUCUCCGCCGGCAUCUCCUGCUUUGCCAGGGAGGCGCUGCCCAUCGACAACGGCCUGGUUUGCCGCUUCGCAGCCAAGGCCGUCUUCUUCGUGGCGGCCCAGGCCUUCAUCAUGCACGGCAGCAGCCCCGACGCGUUUGCCGCAGCCAUCCACCCUUUCCAGGGCCUGCCUGACAUGAUCCCCAAUGUGGCCGAGGCGUCGGCAUUCGUGCAAGCAGACGACAUUCUGUCCUCCACGCUGCAGGGCCUCGCCCAGGGCAUGUCUGGCCUGUGCCGCGCCACCUCUGUCGUCUUGGAUCGGGCGGCGAGCACCUCCCUGCAACGCGCCAUGACGGCAGCGCUCGACACCGCGGCCUCCGGCGCUAUCUGA